AACCGAGUCUGUAAAGGUGAAAGAGAGUGAAGCUUAAAAACUCUCUCUGAUCUCUUUGUUUCUUUAUUCCCUCCCCACCCCCCUACCCCAUUUCAUCGGAGUGGUCGGAGCAGAUGCAGCUUCACGGCGGCUUCAGAAGUUGGACAGCCACAGAUUUGCAUGCCAUGACUCUUGAAUCUGGACAUUCCCAAGGCAGCGCAGCGCAGACGGCGUGGAUCAUUUUAAAAGCCAUUUCGUCUGUCCACAUCCCGCGUGUCAGGAGGGUGAUCAACAUGUGGCGCUUUAAAUACUAACAAUAAUAAUAAUAAUAAUAAAAAAAAGAAAUGAAGGAAUACUGAUCUCCGUCCGAACAGCCUCCGGGUGAUACCUGUUAUUUACAGUAAUGGAAUGAAGACACUAUCCUGAGAUAUAAUGGAUGAGAGAUCCAGCAAGCUCAUCUUGGUUCCCAUCUUGGCAGUCCUUUUUGUUAUGAUAGGUUAUCAGUACAUUUGUCCAGCGGGCAGCAAUUCGUGCCACUUUAAGUCCGAGGAGAGAUUCAGAGGGGUGAGCCUGCUUUCUUCCCCGUAUCAGGACGCCGAUGACUUCUACAGAGAUUCCGACCUGGACGAUGACGGUCCGCCGAAGGUGCCGUCCAAAUUCAACUUCACCGAGAGAGACCUGGACAGACACGUGGAGUUCAACAUCAAAGGGGACGACGUGAUCGUGUUCCUGCACAUCCAGAAGACCGGCGGGACCACCUUCGGCAGGCAUCUGGUGAGGAAUAUUCGUUUGGAGCAGCCGUGCGACUGCAAGCCCGGCCAGAAGAAGUGCACCUGCCACCGGCCGGGCAAAGAGGAGUCCUGGCUCUUCUCCCGGUUCUCCACGGGCUGGAGCUGCGGGCUGCACGCGGACUGGACCGAGCUGACGAACUGCGUUCCGGUCGUAAUGGAUAAGAAGGAGGCCCAGAGGAAUAAAAGGAACUUCUACUACAUCACCAUGCUGCGAGACCCGGUCUCCCGCUACCUGAGCGAGUGGAAACAUGUCCAGAGAGGAGCCACGUGGAAGACGGCUCUCCAUAUGUGCGAUGGACGCUCACCCACCCAAGACGAGCUGCCCACCUGCUAUAGCGGUGACGACUGGUCCGGUGUCACCCUGAAAGAGUUCAUGAACUGUCAGUCAAACCUGGCCAACAACCGCCAAGUCCGCAUGCUGGCUGACCUGAGCCUGGUGGGCUGCUACAACAUGUCCUCGAUGAACGAGAGCCAGCGCAACCACAUCCUUUUGAGCAGCGCCAUGAGCAACCUGAAGAACAUGGCUUUCUACGGCCUGACUGAGUUCCAGCGCAAGACACAGUACCUGUUUGAGCGGACGUUCAGCCUGCGCUUCAUCUCCGCCUUCACGCAGAUCAACAGCACGCGGGCGGCCAACGUGGACCUGAGCGAGGCCGUGCGCAGGCGCAUCGAGGAGCUCAACUUCCUGGAUGUUCAGCUGUACGAGUAUGCGAAGGACCUGUUCCUCCAGCGGUUCCAGUACACCCGGCAGAGGGAGCACCAAGAGGUGCGAUUGAAGAGGCGCGAGGAGAGACGCUGGUUGAGGGAGCAAAGGGACCAGGGCAGACCAUGGCCGUCCAAACACAAAGGAAGCGGGAAGGGAGACGGAGGCGUAUUUGAGAAGGAAACUGAAAAUGACCUGCCCACCACCACUGAGGACUAUACAAGCCAAGUGGCACGUUGGUGAGGUGUCAUCUAACAGAGAGCUGCAACAGACUCUCGUACAUCUUAAGAGUCUCUUUAUUCUUCACCAUUGUUCUGUCUUAUGCAUUUAUCUGUUUUGUUUGGUAUGAGAGCUUUGUUUCUUUUUGAAAAAAAUGCAGUCUUUUUGUCUCUGAGAGCCUUUAGUGUCUUAAAUUUAUAAAAAUUGCUCAUAAAUUGUCUCAUUUAACUACUGCCUUAGUUUUACUUUGCAAAAACGAUAGAGUAAACAAACAGAAGAUCCUGACUGCAUUGAUUUUAAUACCCACAAAAAGGUUUUGAAUGUGUUUGAAGUUGUUAUUGGUGUUCAGACUGUUUUCACUCCAGUGGCUUUUUGUAUUUUUGACUAAGAGUUCCAGACAUCAUAAAUAGAUGGAGAGGGCAGCCUUGAGCAUCAGUUUUUAAUGCGUUACAAACACAAAGUGGAAUAUGUGAAUUUAUCAACAAAGCAGGAGCAUUUCUUGAAUCUGAUCUUUGCUGGCCAGAUUUGUCCAAACAACUGGUGAGUCGACCAACAGUUGAAAUGUAACAAUAAGCUGGUAGAAAGAGGUGAGGAAAAUCGCAGCUCAUGUUGGGUCUGUGUGUCGCUUUCUCUUUGAACCACUUCACAAGUAAUAAAAAAAUAAAAAAAAACUAACAGUACUCGUUAUAAUGUAGAACACUCAAGGAAAUGGGAAUAGUUUCAACAAUACAAAUGACACAAAUCAGAGAUGUCACAAUCAGGGCAUUUUCAAUUGACAGAUAUCAAAGCAUGUGACUGAACUCGGCUAGUAAAUACUGCCUAUGAUUUGAUCAGCCCUAAGCGAACCCUCCAGCAGCAUUUUACAUAACUUUCUUUUUUAUAUUUAUUUAUGCUCUCCUUUUUAUGUGCACGGCCUGCGAAGCUUUAAUAUAUGCCAUCCACAUUAUUUUGUUGAUCUAAACGAAUUUGAGUUUUCCCUACUAAUGUAGGUCGGUUUUGUCCCCCACUAUGACUUUCAGAGUGAAUGACAGAACAUACGUGCCACUGCAGCUUCCUGUUUCUCUGGUCCUGACCUACAUGUGUGCUCAGCUGUCGGUGCAGAAAAAAAAAAAGCCUUGGAGAACUAUUCUUUUAAUUUCAUGACCCUCAAAGGAAAGUGACAGUUAAUGAAAAGAUAUAACUUUUUCAGUCCUUUUCUCCUUUUUUUUUUGCCUCAUGAUUAAUAGAGUCUGCAUUGAAAUUUUAUGAGUCAUAUCAAAGCAGAGUAAACAUGCUAGCAUAAGCCUAGACCUUCAGCAAACUGCUGCGCACGCACAUUUUAAGGAGGAAGAUUAUGAUUGGUGAGCUAGUUCAGGGGGAUACAAUCACAUUGCUAAUGUAAUACAGAUGAUAUGUAGUGCUGCUUGUUGGUCAUUCAGUCCUUUGCUAUUUUGCACCUGUGUAGCUUUGGUUAUGUUUUUUCUGGAUACAAAAUAUAUUGAACCGACACUUUGACAGGGGACCAUAAAGUAAAAGCUACUGAGGUUUUGAGAAAAUCCAUGACUUUCAUUUUAACUAGGCAUCAGUCUAGACGAGGUGCCCAUCGAUCGGGAAUGAGCAAAUGCCUAUUCUUAUAAGACUAAUCAUUUUGGCAGCAAAUAAAAAUCCUGAUUAGGACAUUGAUAACAGAAAUCCUAUUUUAUCUGAAAGUCUUAAAGGCCGUGCAUGGUCAAGCCGCAUGGCCUGACGAACCUUUCACCCCCUAACUAUUGUGUGAUUGGUCAGAAUAUUAUAGUUGUGUUUGUUUAUGUGGAAAACGGUUCCAAAUACUGACUAUCAUAAAGUAGGUUUUUCAGUCAGAGAGCAGGAUGGAUAGUUGAGAGGAGCGAUUGUCAGAGACCGUGAGGAAUAAGUAUGUACUAAAACAUACUCCAGGCAGAGUUUAGUGACCAAAACACUAAACACUAAACUGCUCAGUUCUUCUGAUCCACUGCAGCCGGCGAACAUCCCAGCGAUGCCUUCUGUUCUUCUUUAGCUUUUUACAAUAUGGACAAUAAAAUGAAAUGCUUUAACUCAUCAAUGAUUAUUUCCUCGGCUUGUGUUUACUUUCCUGUUUUUAACCAGACAUAUGACAAAACACCAGGACGCGUAGCUCAUGCAGCGGGAGGGGUUUCACAGGAGCUCAUUUCAGUGUAUCUUGUGGACCUUGAAGGGUCUUUGCGAAAACGGAUGUCCCACCUUCACAGAUGUCAACCAUGUGACCGCACUUCGGCUGUUUGACCACACUGGGCCCUUUAAUUAAAGAACAGAUGGUUGCAUGUCACAGAAACACAGUAUAUCUGAAACACAGAGUUUCAGAAUAUGAUUUUUUACACUUAAAUAAGCUCUGGCUGAUUUAAUAAAAAUCUCAGUCGAGUCACUGACAUCAACAUGUCUUUCUUGAAUAACUUUCUGACCUCCAGUACUUUAGUGCUGGAUUUUUUCGAAUUUGGAAAGCCUAACUCUCCAAAAUGGACAUCUUUCUGAUAUUUCUUUCUUAUACUUUUUUGAUGUGACUUUAGUGAGAGGCAUAAAAAGGCUCUUUCAGGCAUCUGACCUAAGUUCUGUCACUCAAAAUAUUGCCCAUUUUCGUCUACUUGCAGAAAAGGCAAACUAAACAACUCAGACAAAAGACAUACUGUUUUGAGUCUAAUGGUUUUUUUAAAAGACAAUGUUGUUUGCAUGUACCCAAAUAACCCAAACUAUUCAAAAAAUGUGUAUGCCAGUUUUUUUUGUUUUUUUUGUUUUUUUUUUGCUGUUGUUUUCAAAACAGUUUUCUAAUGCACAGUAUGUGGUAUCUACUGACAGAACAACUUCUGUUUGGUCCAUGCAUGUUUUUGUAAUUUGAUGUUCACUGCGAAUGCAGGAGUGAUUCUUACUGAAUCAUUUAGAUACAUAAACAAAACAAAACGAACAAAAAAACUACCCCUACCAGUAAAAAUGGUAGGGGUGUUUUCAACCUUGGGCUCACAGUUUAGUAAAGCUGACGUUUUUUUUUUUAAAGUACUUAUCCUCAUCCCAACUUAUCAACAUUUUAGAUUAGCAUUUUUCUUCUGGUCCAUCUAUUUAUUUUGUGGUUAAUAAGAAAUUGUUACUAUUUUUGAGGGAUACAGAAGAAACCUCCAAUAGCCACAGUGUACAUUCAUUGAUGGCCAGAAAAAUGGAGCAAAAAAAAAAUCUGCCUAUUAUUUAUGUAUUUAUUUAUUUCACUAAAUAAUAAAAAUGUGCUUCAUUUUGUUGUAUUUUGGAUUUCAAAAUGAAAAUAAUAUCACACCCAGUUGCCGAGAAAUGCACGGACCUAUUCUCCACCUGUAACUUUUAUCAAACGUUGUAUUUGUUGUGGGGGGGGAAAAAAACAAAAGAA
This is a messenger RNA of Poecilia latipinna (sailfin molly), 5074 nucleotides long. It is a transcript of the gene hs6st3b, whose product is annotated as heparan sulfate 6-O-sulfotransferase 3b. Gene Ontology annotation, molecular function: heparan sulfate 6-sulfotransferase activity. NCBI's taxonomy places the organism in Eukaryota, Metazoa, Chordata, Actinopteri, Cyprinodontiformes, Poeciliidae. The coding region runs from base 412 to 1716 and encodes 434 amino acids. Gene Ontology annotation, cellular component: membrane. The record is from RefSeq and is a predicted model, not a curated record. The transcript has 2 exons.